UGAUCUGAGUCAAAAUCAUAAAGGACGAGAAUCACAUACAGCAAAGAAGAACUUAGACUCCAUUUUUAAGGAGAUUGAGCACAAAAUCAUCUCUGAGUUAAAAAGCUUUAAGAGACUCCUGAGUCCAGAUUACCCAGAAUGCUCUGAAAGAGACCGUUCUGAUGAUGAGGGUCAUAACAGAGUCAGAGAGGGUCUUCUGAAGAUCACACUGCUCCUCCUGAGGAAGAUGAACCAGACAGACCUCGCUGACACACUACAGACCAAACUGAUGUCUGUGUAUCAACAAAAACUCAGAUCCAGACUACAGGAUAAAUAUCAGAGACUCAGUGAAGGACUGUCCAAUCAUGGAGACUCAACACGUCUGAAUGAGAUCUACACAGAGCUCUACAUCACAGAGGGAGGCAGUGGAGAGGUCAAUAAUGAACAUGAGGUCAGACAGAUUGAGACAGUGUCCAGGAGACCAGAGACACAGGAGACACCAAUCAACUGCAAUGACAUAUUUAAACCCUCACCUGGACAAGACAAACCCAUCAGAACUGUGCUGACUAAAGGAGUCGCUGGAAUUGGAAAAACAGUCUCUGUGCAGAAGUUCAUUCUGGACUGGACUGAAGGAAAAGCCAAUCAGGACGUUCAUUUCAUAUUUCCACUUCCUUUCAGGGAGCUGAACUUGAUACAGAAACAUCUCAGUCUUGUGGAUCUUCUAAACCACCUUCACACAGAAACCAAAGAAUUAAAGUCAGCAGAUUAUGAGGACUACAAAGUCAUGUUCAUAUUUGAUGGUCUGGAUGAGUGUCGACUGCGUCUAGAUUUCCAAAACAGUCGGAGCUUGUCUGAUGUGACAGAAUCAGCUUCAGUGGAUGUGCUGCUGACCAACCUCAUCAAGGGGAACCUACUUCCUUCUGCUCUCCUCUGGAUCACCUCUCGACCAGCAGCAGCCAAUCAGAUCCCUCCUGAGUGUGUCCACCAGCUCACAGAGGUACGAGGAUUCAACGACCCUCAGAAGGAGGAAUAUUUCAGGAAGAGAAUAAAUGAUCCGAGUCUGGCUGAGAGAAUCGUCACACACAUCCGAUCAUCAAGAAGUCUGUUCAUCAUGUGUCACAUCCCAGUCUUCUGCUGGAUUUCAGCCGCUGUUCUGGAGAGGAUGAUGGGUAAAGCAGAGAGUGCAGAGAUCCCCAAGACUCUCACACAGAUGUUCACACACUUCCUGAUCUUUCAGACCAAACUGAAGACACAGAAGUAUGAUGGGAAAUAUGAAAUAGAUCCUGAUCAGGCUAGAAAGACUAUUCUGUCUCUAGGAAAACUGGCUUUUGAACAGCUGGAAAAAGGGAACCUGAUCUUCUACGAGGAGGACCUGAAAGAGAGCGGCAUUGAUGUCAGAGAAGUGUCCGUGUACUCAGGAGUUUGUACCCAGAUCUUCAGAGAGGAGUCUGGACUGCAGCUGGGGAAGGUGUUCAGCUUUGUUCAUCUGAGUAUUCAGGAGUUUCUUGCUGCUUUAUUCAAGCUGCUGUCCUCUUCUGAGCAAAACACAGGACUGAAGAAUGUGUUCAGGUCACCAAUGAUCAGUUUACUGGAGAGAGAAGUGGACAAGGCCUUACAGAGUGAGAACGGACACUGGGAUCUUUUCCUCCGGUUCCUUCUCGGUCUCUCUCUAGAGUCUAAUCAGACUCUCUUACAAGGCGUCCUGAGAAAGACAGUAAGCAGCUCUGAUAUCAAUCAGGAAACAGCUGCAUACAUCAAACAGAAGAUCAGGGAGAAUCACUCUCCAGAGAAAUCCAUCAAUCUGUUCCACUGUCUGAAUGAACUGAAUGAUCGUUCACUAGAGCAGGAAGUACAAACAUACGUGAGUGGAAGAACAGGUAACCUUCGUCUCUCUGGAGUCUCUCUGUCUGCUGCUCAGUGGUCGGCUCUGGUGUUUGUGCUGUUGAACUCAGAAGAAGAUCUGGAUGAGUUUAAUCUGAGGAAAUAUCAUCGAUCAGAAGAAUGUCUUCUGAGGCUGCUGCCAGUGAUCAAAGCAUCUAGAAAGAUUAAUCUCUGCGGCUGUCGUAUUACACAGAAAGGCUGUGCUGCUCUGAUUUCAGCUCUGAGAUCAAACCCCUCACACCUGACAGAACUGAAUCUGAGCCUUAAUACACCAGGAGACUCAGGAGUGAAGCUGCUCUCUGCUCUACUGGAGGAUCCACACUGUAAACUGAAGAAACUACGUAUUUGACAGUGGAAACUCCACGAGCUCCAAACAACUGAAUCAAAACAACACGUCUUGAACAAGACUGUCACCUGGACAUUAACCCCCUGGGGUCGAAGCAUCAGUGCGGUCUGUCUCGUAUUUUCUUGAUGACCGCGAACAGAACUAAAAAUACUUUGAUCAUUUUUGAUCAUACAGAUAAGAAUAAGGUAUUGUUUUAAACUGGACAUGGUGUACUUUUAUAUUACCGGUGCUGUCUGUCAGGUAUUUUAUAGAUGGAUUGUGUAUAAAUGUUAUGUUUAAAUAUAACAUUUUAAUAUAGAAAUAUUUAAUGAUUGCAAAAAUGAAAUAAGAUACUUUUUGUAAUGUGGUGUUUGGGUUUUGUUUCAUGUUCUUGUUUUCAUGUCUCUUAUUUUGUAGUUUGUUUCUUCCUGUGUGUCAUACUUCCCUUGCCCUCAUGUAUCUCUGCCUUGUGGAUGUAUCAUGUUCUGAUUGGUUUAUUGUCUUGUCAUGUGAUUAUCAGUUUGCUCAUUAGUUUGUUCAUGUCAUGUGACCCUCAUUGUCUGUUAUAAGUACUCAUGUUUUUGCCACUGUCCCUUGUCAUGUAUUAAUGUUGUAACCUGCUGUCGGUGAGUCUACUCUGUUCAUGCCUCGUCAAAUCAAGUCUGUUCAAGUC
Molecule: messenger RNA, 2858 nt
Organism: Carassius auratus (goldfish)
Lineage: Eukaryota; Metazoa; Chordata; Actinopteri; Cypriniformes; Cyprinidae
Product: NLR family CARD domain-containing protein 3-like
Exons: 6
Coding region: 227-2209 (660 amino acids)
Source: RefSeq, a predicted model, not a curated record